GCAUCAACAUCAUUAUAUAUUACACCAAUAUCUCACGCAACCUAUAAUACAUGCAGUCGCAUAUCGUGUCAAUUUUCGUAUAACAAAUUCGUCGCAAUAAAGCGUCUAAGUCUAAUUCUAAGAACUCGACGUUAUUUGUUCGUGCAAAUUACGUGUUUGUGGAUUACUACUUCGUGGAUAAACUUGAUAGUAAACAUUUGAAAAAAUUUAAACAGUGAGGACUAAAAAAAGAAUUCAAAGAACAUUACUAUAAAAGUAAUUGAGAAUAUCUCUGAAAAGAUUGGGAUUUGAAUCUAAAAAAAAUGAAUUCUAAAUCUCAAAAUUCGCAAAAUUUGAAUCAACAUGAACAAAAGCACAAUGACCCAAAAGGAUAUAUAUGCUAUCAUUGCGAUAAGGAAUUUACCUUCACGAGAGAUUUCACAAAACAUAAUAAAGAAGUACAUAAAGAAGUUAAACCUUAUAAAUGCAGAAAGUGUGGUAAAACGUUUCAGUAUGAAGCGGAUUUGCUUCGUCAUGAGCCGAUUCAUGCAGGGGAAAAACCUUAUAAAUGCAAGUCAUGCGAAGCAUCAUUUAAAACUCGGGACUGUUUGAAUUAUCAUAUAAGCACGAUUCAUAUCGAAAUACAUAAAUGUGAUAAAUGUUCUUGUACAUUUGCCUCUCCUAGCCACUUAGAACGGCACUUAGAAAUACAUGCAGAAUAUAUUUGCGAGAUUUGCGGCAAAGGUUUUCUUAUAAUGACAGACAAAGACAUGCACAGUUUGGAACACGAUAAAAAGCUAUUUAAAUGUUCGGUAUGUGGCGACUACUUCAAAGGUAGACGCUCACUUCGAAGACAUGAGCGAAAUAAGGUUUGCAACAAAGUCCUUCGUUCCAAUCACGACAAAGACCUUCGUUCCAGCCACAACGAAGUCCAGCCUAGAUUUGUAUACAAUAAUAAAAAGCGAUUUGAAUGUUUGGUAUGUGACAAGGACUUUAUAUAUAAAAAACUACUUCGUACUCAUUUUCGUGAGCAACAUAAGGAUUACAUAAGUGACACCUGUACGAUAAGUGAAGAACAAACUGACAAAAAAGCAGAUAUAGAGUCAGCGAUACAUGCGCAUAUAAUUCAUAAAACCAGCUAAUGACAAAGUAGGAAAGACAAUAUGGUGGGUAAGCGCUAAGCAUUGCGUGGAGAAGAAUGCCGAAUACAAGCGGAAUCAGCGGAUACCGAACAGACAGAAGAGAUGAACUCGAGCAAUAGAGAGGGUCACAAAUAAA
This is a messenger RNA of Acromyrmex echinatior (Panamanian leafcutter ant), 1257 nucleotides long. Its product is annotated as zinc finger X-chromosomal protein. Gene Ontology annotation, molecular function: RNA polymerase II cis-regulatory region sequence-specific DNA binding; DNA-binding transcription factor activity, RNA polymerase II-specific. The record is from RefSeq and is a predicted model, not a curated record. Gene Ontology annotation, biological process: regulation of transcription by RNA polymerase II. NCBI's taxonomy places the organism in Eukaryota, Metazoa, Arthropoda, Insecta, Hymenoptera, Formicidae. Gene Ontology annotation, cellular component: nucleus.